Molecule: messenger RNA, 6573 nt
Organism: Spodoptera exigua (beet armyworm)
Lineage: Eukaryota; Metazoa; Arthropoda; Insecta; Lepidoptera; Noctuidae
Source: the annotation of a GenBank genome assembly
GAAACCCCUGCACGGACAGGAACCACAUGUUCCUGGCUCCAGGAGUGCUGACUGCGGGCAGCAUGAACAGGGCUUGCAUCUCCCGGUUCUACACUGAGGGGCCAGCUCGCAUGACACUCACCUUACUGACAGAAGACAGGCAAACCAACUCAGCUUCUAGAGAACUUGCUGCAGGUGAUGGUGGAUGCCUGGAUAUCAACGUCCCCUUGCUACCCAAUUCUAAAGCAGACUUAGUCGUAAACAUCAGGUACCCUGAAGGUCAAUGCGUAUGGGAGCGUCGUGUUCCUCUCCGCAUCUCCAGCGGGCGCGUUGUGGUUCUCUCCACGGAGCGGGCGCGCUACCGGCCGGGCGAGACUGUGCGCCUGCGCAUUCUAGCCCUAAGACAGGACCUUGCGCCUUCCCAUGGAAACAUUGAGGAAGUCUGGCUGGAAGGUCCCCGGGGAGCGUGGGAAGGAUCUCGAGUGACACAAUGGCAGCGAGUGCGCACACGUCUUGGACUGGCGCAGCUUCACUACCAGCUGGAUGAACUGGCGCCCACUGGGAGGUGGACGCUCCGGGCUAGACUCUCUGAUGGAUCACAGGGUACAACAGCAUUUUGGGUGGGCAACUACGAGCUGCCUCCCUUCCAACUGAGCGUCCGCCAUGCUCCCAAAGUCUUACGAACCAGCGAGAGAUUAGUAUGGACUGUUUGUGUCAGAUACCCAUGGUCAGAAGCAGUGGAAGGUAUGCUGGUGAUCCGUCUCCGAGGAGCUGGGGGUGGUAGCGGUGGCAUACGGACUGCCGUCCAACUGAGAGCUCCCAAAGCUUGCCACAGACAUGCUGCAGCUGCUAAAAGAGUAGGACUAGACGGCACUGAUCCUCCUGAUGUUGUUGUUGCUGACUUCUCUUUCCAGGAGGAAGGCACGAGGAUCUGGCAAAACACGACAGUGGUCUCCCAAGUGGUGGACAAGCCGAUAUCUUUGGAGUUCCUGACCAAACAUCGAGCAGUUAUAUCUCCUGGACUACCGUACAGGCUAAAAGUGAAAGCAACACGUUGGGAUGACAAGCCAGCAGCCAAAGAGCUCAUCCGAGUUUGCCGACACCAAGCAAAUUUCCCUGACAAGCAGCAGCUGAUCAAGAAACGAGAGACCAUGUGUGCCGAGGGCGCCACUGACGAUAAUGGCAUAGCUAGGCUACUAUUCUCUGCAGGAGAAGAUGCUACUCCUUUUUAUAGAUUUGAGGCCCAGCUAUCAAACGACACGAGUAUUGUAGCAGCUCCGCUUACCCUCCCAGUGCGUCGUUCAUCCUCCGUCCACGCAGCCCUCGGCCCUCUGAAAGCAGAGUCACGGCAAGCUCGGACAUUCGUACCUCUGUACCUCAACACUAACAACACCUCUAAGCCUUUCACUGUACAUUUUGUGGUCAUAACGCGGGGAGGCAUCAUAUACCGAUGGGGAGCUACUACCCAAUGUCCAACUUCUAACUCUGGAGACCAGAUUCGCACAGCAGCGCGCAAUACGAAAUGCCCCGACCUUGUUCAACGUGACGUCGUCAUGACGCAACGCGACCAUUCAGAACCACAAACAAAUACCCUGACUAUCCAGGCCAACAACCAGAAAAGACAAUAUCGCAAUACUGGCCAACUUACUCCAAGAAACCCAAGGUUCCAAAUACCUGAACACCACCAAGAUGUGCUGAUGAAGGAUUCUUCGACCUUCAACAUCAGUACCGAUGUGUCUGAUGCUUUACUGGAUAGACAUCAGCUGAGGGUGAUGCUGCCAAUCAAAGUAUCUCACCAGAUGUGCCCUGAUAGUCAUUUAAUUGCUUACUUCUAUCACGAGGGAGAGCUCGUGAGUGCAAGCAAGCAUUUCGAGAUGGAGGAGUGUUUUAUCAACAAGGUGGAAGCAACGUGGCUCAACCGUCAAGCUCAACCAGGAUCAACAGUGACCCUUCAGAUUUCUACUCCUGGACCAGCUCUUUGUGCGCUCACAGUCCUAGAUACAGCAGCCAAAUGGACACAACCUCCUCAGCCACCAAAGGAACAACUCAUGAACUCACUGAGAAGGCUGAUUGACAGUCACAGGAACCUCACGGAGUUUGAUGCAGCUGGAGUCUGCUUCCUAAACUCAGAUACCCUUGAGCUUCCUUCGAGUAGCAUAGACCUCACAGCAUCAUGGCUGGCUGCAGCAGGCGUUCGACUGAUUGGAGGAGACGCGCCCAGCAGACAACAUUGCAUCCCUCGCCCACCAGCUUUACUGGUGGCUGAAGAGACGAAUGCUCCUAGAUCUGACUUCUCUGAGGCUUGGCUCUGGCGCCUGCUAGGUAUCGGCUCUAACGGCACUGGUGCUGCAACGGCACAUGCACCCGAUUCCAUCACCAAGUAUGAAGCCGGAGCCAUCUGCGUGUCACGGAAUGGAGUGGCCAUAUCACCACCAGCUGUUUUACAAGUUUUCCGAGAAUUCUUCAUCCACGCAGACAGUCCCAAGCGUCUACGCCGCGGAGACUCCACCAUCAUCCGAUACAGAAUCUUCAACUACCUGUAUGAGCCGCUUAGUGUCCAAAUUCAAAUACUGACAGAUCCCCACGUGGAAGGACCCAAAGAGCUGGUGGAGUCAGCUUGUGUGAAGGCCCGGUCUUCGAUCGCCCGUCGUGUAGAGAUUCGCGCACGAGUGGCUGCACCUGCACGAAUAAGUAUACGAGCUAAAGCCGUCAGUGAUGGGAACUGUGGAAAUGUCACCAGUGGAAGGACUGGAGUCAGUGACGAAGUGAUCAUCCGCAUUGCUGUCGAGCCUGAAGGAGUUCCUGUUCACGAACAAAAAUCAAUUCUUCUGUGUGGAAAUAAAACUUCCGAGGCAGGUCCCUCUGAAGUGUUAUGGACGUGGACUCCAGUGAAGGCUGUGCCCGGUACUGAGACAUUGACAAUGUGGGCAGUUGGUGACGUGACUGGACCUCUACUAGCUGAGGCAGAUUCCCUCCUGCAGAUACCCCGAGGCUGUGGAGAGCAGAAUAUGGCGCAGCUAGCCACGAACCUGUUGGCUUUGAAGCAACUAGACCCCACCUCCAUUGCCGCGGCCACCGCUAAGGAAUAUAUUGCUAGAGGAUUUACUCGGCAGCUCCAGUACGUUCACCCGUCGGGCGGAUUCAGUGCGUUCGGACCUUCUGAUGCCACUUCCUCAACUUGGCUCACAGCAUUCGUUGUUAAACACAUGCGACGAGCUCAUAAACUCUUAUGGCCAAAUCUGCAAGUGCCCACAGCAAUUAUUAGAGCGGAACGCUGGCUCCUAAACCAGCAGAUGGAGAAUGGAUGCUUCAGAAAUGAAGGACAAGUCUUCCAUAGAGAACUUAAAGGAGGCCUCAACGACGAAGGAGAGGUCGCGAACGUGGCCCUCACAGCCUACGUCAUAACUGCUCUCAUAGAGAGUGCUUCUCCAUUCCCUCACCGCGUUAUCCGAAACACCCUCUCCUGUCUCCGUGCUCUACCUCCUAUGAAGGCCAAAACUCCCACUAGAGUAUAUGCCAAUGCCCUUUUAGCCUACGCUUACAUGAAAUUGGAUCGUUAUGAAGAGGAACUAAGGUAUACUAAUGAGGCUAGCUUGAGGAGAAUGGUAGGAGGACUGGAGCAGGACGAAGGAAUAAAGCACGUACUGAAUCUGAUGAAGAUGGCCAAGAAAAAUGGAGAAUACGUGUGGUGGGAAACUAGCAGCCUAUCAACCUCAAUUGAGGCAACUUCGUACACGCUGUUGGCGCUGCAGACGGCGCGCGCGCUGCCCACCGCGGCGCGUGCGCUCGCCCCGCCCGCUGCACGCUGGCUCAACUCUCACCGCACCGCUAGUGGAGGGUUUAUAUCCACACAGGACACUCUAGUAGCCCUGGAAGCACUGUCGGUCUGGUCUUCUCAGACCGUGGAAACCAACCUCAAUGUGACAGCGCGCUGCAGCAGGCUGGACCAUCGAGCUACGCUGCAGCCAGGAGUCAAGAUACCUGAUGUCAUUAAAAUGAGACCAGGGGAACGGCUUACUGUAUCUGUAGAAGGAACGGGUUGCGCUCUGAUCCAGGCAACGAGAGCCUACCACGUGAUGUCCACUGAUACGACGCCGCGAGACAAACAGUUGUCAGUGCAAGUCUCUGUGCAUACUGAUGGACCCUUCGACUGUGACAACAAUGGUACCAGUUGCUACUGUGCUGCUGUUAUUGAAGCGUGCGUUCUAUGGACUGGCAGUUUCCCAGAGAUGGCUCUAAUGGAAGUCACCCUCCCCGGAGGCUUCGGAGCAGACGCACAGCUUCUUUACUCACAACUCGGCAAAACUUCUUCCUUACUUCGUCGCAUAGAGUUAACGCCAUCAAACUCCAGAGCGACCUUCUAUUUAGGAACACGCGACGGUAGUGACACGAGUGACCAUGUGGGACAUCAAUGCUACAAAAUUCACGCCACGGGGCCCAGGGUCAAGACACGACCAGCGUACGCCAGGGUCCAGGACUAUUACGUGCCAGCCAUCAAUGAUACACAGGUAUACACUAUACCCGAAGAAUGUCCACCACGCAUUGUACAUGAGGCUGACGAUUAUCGAACAUCAGACAACUUGUACUCCAAAGCAAGAGCCACUGACAGUGACGAUAUUGUCAUCACGCAUGAAUUCUCUUUUGAUGAUAUCCCAGAAGGCAUACCUCUUGAGGAUCCACUUCUCUAUGAUCACUUAACUGAGAACGAAAACUAUAGAACACCGGAAAAUCAACAGGAAGUUGCUAAAUUAGAAUUGAACAACAUGAACGCCCAAAACGACGGACCCAGUCAAAAAGUGGCAAACAUCCAUACACCACCUGAAAAUAUGAAAGCUUUGCAGCCGACAGAACAAGUUUACAGCAAUUUUGACAACGUUGUAAACGGAUAUUUCUGCGAAAACGAUGCGACAACAAUUUCUAACAUUAACGAUAUUAUUAACAAGGGUACGGGAAAAGCUAAUAAUUUCGCCAAUGCUGCGACUAGUGUUGUUAAACCCGGACAUCAUCAAUCAGUUAGUCCUCCUGUUAGCGCGCAGUAUACAUCAAAUGACCGUAACUUCGAUAAAGUUAUUAAUGAAAAUCUUCGCAGUGAUGAUAGUUUACCAAAUAAUGAAAAGACAGACAAUAUGGAAUCAUUUCUAGAAAAAAUUGAUGAUAUUACAAGAUUAAGUGAAGAAAUUGAUACAAUACACAGACAGUUUCAUUCAGGAGAAACUCAUGAUCACUUUGCUAAUAUUGUUAGAGGAAAUACUGAUGUAACUAAAACCACAGUUACAGCUAUGCACCAUACGCUUAGCACUUCUCCUGAUCAUAAGAUCAGUGAAAGUGCUACCAAUGAUACCACCAGUCGCAAUAUAGAAUUAGUUACAGGAUUAAAUGAAACAUUAAAUUACCAGAGUAAUUUAGAUAAAAAGUUAAUUGAGAGUUUAGCUUCAAAUAAGCCCAUGAACAAAGACAGUCAUACGAGUAACGAAAAUUUAAUGACACUGGAGAAUAGUGAAGGAGAUCAACAGAAUUCAGACGCAAUCGACAGUGAAAAUAUAACAACCGAACUUAAAAAUAAAGCAACAAAAGAUAAAAACCAUGAAUCACAACUGGAUACAAAGAACAAUUUAGUGCACGAAAUAGAUAAUUUGAAUAAAAUCGCACAUAGACAACUUGACGAAACACGAGCGAAAUUUGACGUGCAUCAAAUAGACUAUACACAAAUGUAUGCACUAAAUGCAGAUGUGGACUUUAUAAGCAACAAGAACUAUAACAAUGCUGUGGACAACUACUUCGAACAAGCUAACAGAGAUAAUGAAAUUAAAAGAUCUUUCAAAGAACACACACCUGACGUACAAAUGUCAGAGCAAAUGGUUUCUAAUAGUAACGAAUUUAAAGAUCAAAAUGAUAAAAUAAUAAAUAAUCCAAGUUUUACGGAUUUCCAUGUUAUAGAUACGGAUAAAGAUUUAGAGGUUCCACCGGGGAUUGAAGGGCCUGUGCCAGUUUCGGUGCUUCCACCUCCAGGCUUCGUAGCACCAGCUGGAGACUCACGGAGAAUGAAUUACCAGCGCAUACCAUUUGAAGAUCCUAAUCGUGCUGAAGUUUCACUGCCUCGCAAUUUCGGGAGACAGCAAAGCCAACGAAUAGACCCUAAAUUGUCUUUGGACAUGGAUUUACCAUUUGGACACGAUACGUCAGGAGGUUUUGAAUCGUUUCCAGCAUUCCACCAACCAUUAACAUUUCCCGGGUAUAGAAGAAUGCUCUCCCUGUAUCCAGGAUACUCUCAAUAUCCCAAAGAAAGAGUGUUAAGAUCAUCAAGAAUAAUGGGGAGCACAAAACGUAAGAUUCGAGAGAGGGAUUUGACGUCAAACGGACCGUACUUUUAUGUCAAACCGGAUGCGAUUGAGAAGUUUUUCAUACCUAUGCGUUAGUGUAUUUUUAAGUUUGUGUGUUUUAACUGAGUUUAUGCAUUUAUUCAGUGUUGUUAGGUGUCGAAGUGUGUAUACGUCUAAUUUGACUGAUUUUAGAUUCUAUUUUUAUGAAAUACAAAGGAUUUUGGUCUGUAUGUAACACAAUGUAAGAUCGUUUUUAAGAUAAUUUCUGUCGCAU